Messenger RNA from Manis javanica (Malayan pangolin), 4584 nucleotides. It is a transcript of the gene GRIK1, whose product is annotated as glutamate ionotropic receptor kainate type subunit 1. Gene Ontology annotation, molecular function: signaling receptor activity; ligand-gated monoatomic ion channel activity. Gene Ontology annotation, biological process: monoatomic ion transport. NCBI's taxonomy places the organism in Eukaryota, Metazoa, Chordata, Mammalia, Pholidota, Manidae. The record is from RefSeq and is a predicted model, not a curated record. Gene Ontology annotation, cellular component: membrane.
UCCCGCAAAUUGGGGCAGCAACUUUCCUCGGCGGGUCUCUCGGCGCUGGGAGCAGGAGCGCGCCGGUGCCCAGCGUCCUGCGGCGCACGGAGGCAAAGGAGGAGGGGCGGUGAUGGGCUAGCGACGGAAGCCAGGAGCCCCGGGGAGCCCCGCGCCGCUCGCUCUCAUUCCCACGCCCUCGAUCUCUCUCCGUGGGGAGCGCGCGGGGGGCACACGCCGAGCCUUCCAGGGGCGAUGAGGCGGGGCCCCGGCCGGAGCCGGCUGCAUCUCGCGGGCGUGCGGCCGCGGCAGGUCACGGCAUGAAUUAGGCGGCCGGGAAGAUGGAGCGCCGAGCACUCCUCGUGCAGCCCGGGCGCUGGACCAGGGGCCCCAGCUGGGCCCUCGUCUAUUUCCUCUGCUGCGUCCUCCCGCAGACCGCCCCGCAAGUACUCCGGAUCGGAGGGAUUUUUGAAACUGUGGAAAAUGAACCUGUUAAUGUUGAAGAAUUAGCAUUCAAGUUCGCAGUUACCAGCAUUAACAGAAAUCGAACCCUGAUGCCUAACACCACAUUAACCUAUGACAUCCAGAGAAUUAACCUUUUUGAUAGUUUUGAAGCCUCACGGCGAGCGUGUGACCAGCUGGGCCUUGGUGUGGCCGCCCUCUUCGGCCCUUCCCAUAGCUCCUCGGUCAGUGCUGUGCAGUCUAUUUGCAAUGCUCUCGAAGUUCCACACAUACAAACCCGCUGGAAACACCCCGCGGUGGACAACAAAGAUUUGUUUUACAUCAACCUCUACCCAGAUUAUGCGGCUAUCAGCAAGGCAGUCCUGGAUUUGGUCCUGUACUACAACUGGAAAACAGUGACCGUGGUGUAUGAAGACAGCACAGGUCUAAUACGUCUGCAAGAGCUCAUCAAAGCUCCCUCCAGAUAUAACAUUAAAAUCAAAAUACGCCAGCUGCCCUCUGGGAAUAAAGAUGCCAAGCCUUUGCUCAAGGAGAUGAAGAAGGGCAAGGAGUUCUAUGUGAUAUUUGAUUGUUCCCAUGCAACAGCUGCUGAAAUCCUUAAGCAGAUUCUGUUUGUGGGCAUGAUGACAGAGUACUAUCACUACUUUUUCACAACCCUGGACUUAUUUGCUUUAGAUCUGGAACUCUAUAGGUACAGUGGUGUAAAUAUGACUGGGUUUCGGCUGCUUAAUAUAGACAACCCUCAUGUAUCAUCCAUCAUUGAGAAGUGGUCCAUGGAGAGAUUGCAGGCCCCUCCCAGGCCCGAGACUGGCCUUUUGGAUGGCAUGAUGACAACGGAGGCAGCUCUGAUGUAUGACGCCGUGUACAUGGUGGCCAUUGCCUCCCACCGGGCUUCCCAGCUGACUGUCAGCUCCCUACAGUGCCAUCGACACAAGCCAUGGCGCCUUGGACCCAGAUUUAUGAACCUGAUCAAAGAGGCUCAGUGGGAUGGCUUGACUGGGCGCAUCACCUUCAAUAAAACCGAUGGCUUGAGGAAAGAUUUUGAUCUGGAUAUUAUUAGUCUCAAAGAAGAAGGAACUGAAAAGGCUGCUGGCGAAGUAUCUAAACACUUAUAUAAAGUGUGGAAGAAGAUUGGGAUUUGGAACUCCAACAGUGGGCUUAACAUGACAGAUGGCAACAAAGACAGGUCCAACAAUAUCACCGAUUCACUGGCCAAUCGAACCCUCAUCGUCACCACCAUUCUGGAAGAACCCUACGUGAUGUACAGGAAAUCUGAUAAGCCCUUAUAUGGAAAUGACAGAUUUGAAGGAUAUUGUCUGGAUCUGUUGAAGGAAUUGUCAAACAUCUUGGGUUUCAUUUAUGAUGUUCAGCUCGUCCCUGAUGGUAAAUAUGGAGCCCAGAAUGACAAAGGAGAGUGGAAUGGAAUGAUCAGAGAACUUAUAGAUCACAGGGCUGAUCUGGCAGUGGCCCCUCUCACCAUCACUUACGUGCGAGAGAAAGCCAUCGACUUCUCUAAGCCCUUCAUGACCCUGGGCAUCAGCAUCCUCUACCGGAAGCCCAACGGCACCAAUCCAGGAGUCUUCUCCUUCCUCAAUCCCCUGUCUCCUGACAUUUGGAUGUAUGUGCUUUUAGCCUGCUUGGGCGUCAGUUGUGUACUCUUCGUGAUUGCAAGGUUUACACCCUACGAGUGGUAUAACCCCCACCCAUGCAACCCCGACUCAGACGUGGUGGAAAACAAUUUCACUUUACUAAACAGUUUCUGGUUUGGAGUUGGAGCUCUCAUGCAGCAAGGAUCAGAGCUGAUGCCCAAAGCUCUAUCGACCAGAAUAGUUGGAGGAAUAUGGUGGUUUUUCACCCUAAUCAUCAUUUCAUCCUACACUGCCAAUCUGGCUGCCUUCUUGACAGUAGAGAGAAUGGAAUCCCCCAUAGAUUCAGCAGAUGAUCUGGCAAAGCAAACCAAGAUAGAAUAUGGGGCUGUCAGAGAUGGAUCAACAAUGACCUUCUUCAAGAAAUCAAAGAUAUCCACCUACGAGAAGAUGUGGGCUUUCAUGAGCAGCAGGCAGCACACGGCCCUGGUGCAGAACGGGGACGAAGGGAUCCGACGAGCGCUCACCACUGACUAUGCCUUGCUGAUGGAGUCCACCAGCAUUGAAUAUGUGACACAGAGAAACUGCAACCUCACGCAGAUUGGGGGCCUCAUUGACUCCAAAGGUUAUGGAGUGGGAACGCCUAUCGGCUCUCCUUACCGGGAUAAAAUCACUAUUGCAAUUCUUCAGCUACAAGAAGAGGGGAAGCUGCAUAUGAUGAAAGAGAAGUGGUGGCGGGGAAACGGCUGCCCUGAGGAAGACAGCAAAGAGGCCAGCGCUCUGGGGGUAGAAAAUAUCGGGGGCAUCUUCAUUGUUCUGGCUGCUGGACUGGUCCUUUCUGUAUUUGUAGCCAUUGGAGAAUUUAUAUACAAAUCACGGAAGAGCAAUGAUCUUGAACAGGCUUUUUGUUUCCUUUAUGGACUGCAGUGUAAGCAAACCCAUCCAACCAACUCCACUUCCGGAACCACUUUAACUAUGGAUUUAGAAUGUGUCAAAUUAAUUCAAGAGGAAAGAGAGAUUUGGACACAGUCCUCAGUUCAUACUGUAUAAUCAGUUUUUUUUUAAAGUGUACCCAGUAGAAAUUGUUUUCUGCUAAUCAGUGUUGUUGAUGAUAUCUGUAUCUACUAAGCAUACAUAGCCAUAAUUCCCUAUCCCUUUAAGAUAAACUCAUGUAUUCUAAACAUUGAAUUCAAUGCCCUGGGAGCAGAUGUAUAUCAUGUGUUAAAAAAGAGGUAUAUUCAGGGUAUACACACUGCAAGUUACGUGUAGAUACAGGAAUUUGCUACCAUCAUGAGAAUGAUCUUAGUUCUGUCUUCAUGCAUUAAAAAUAAGCAGCUCUUUCCUCAUGGAAAAGUAGAUUCAGACUUUCAAUAGUGCAAAGCAUGAAAACGAAAAGGUAAUUUUCUGGAAUUCUUUUCAUCUUCCUUCUUCCUGUCCCAUUUGUUCUAAAGAGCCACACUUUCAAAUUACCCGAAGCCUUGUCUUUUUGUAAUAACUCCAUAACAGUGUUAAUUUUUAAUUCACAUUGAUUCCACUAUUUAAAAUGUAUUAUGUACAUGAAGUCUCAAAGAUGUCUUCAAUUUUAAAAAUUCAGAAAUGUGAACUAGAAAAUGAAAACUAAAUUCAAAAUCUCUAGUGUCACAGAUGAGCAUUUGCUAAGGUGAACAUCACUCAGGAAGGCACAAUGUAGUCAAGAAGAUCCCUGGUUAGAAAUUCAUUAACAUCACGUUCUCAAGUAAUAUCUCCUUGUAGAGCUUAACAGUCUUCUAUGGGUUCAGAUAGACUGUAGGCUCAGAGUCUCUUAAAACCUGGUUUUCUUUUUCAAGCUAUAUAUUAUUUCUUGUAAGCUCCAAGCAAAGUCCUAAGCUAGGAACUAAUGAAUAGCAUCUUCUGUUUUCACUCACCCAUCCUUCCUCUGCAUUGAUGAACGUGUUUUCACAAGAUGUUAUUUUAUUUCCUUCCCACUCACGCAGGAUAGAGUGGUUUUUCCUGUAGCAAUCUUUUCUGAGUAUCGCCACUUUCACACUAAUUCCCCUGGAUCCUUUGCCAGUAUCAGUUCAUUCCAAGUAUAUUCUGGAGAUGGGCAAGGAGGAGAAAAUAAACAGAGGGAAGUAUUUUCAUACACAUUAGCAACAGAUCUCUGUAGAUUUAUUUUCCACCUGCAUUCAAAAUGCGGUAAAUAAUUCUUACUCUAGCUCAGCUUGGUGAAAAAGAAAGCCAACUACAGACCUAAUUUUUGUGAUGGUGGAUGGCUGCUCUCUCUCUAAGUUUGUUACCUCUUCACAGUGAGAAGGGAAUUGAAGAUGCCUUUCAUCUUCCCUCAAUAUGGGAUCAGUUGGUCUUUGUUCUCCUUAAUGGGAUCACCUUUUGAAGUGAUCCCCUAAACUGUAUUUCCCAGAAGUAGAGAUACGCCAUCUCUGCAAUCAUGUAUCAUUUGCCUCUCUUUGCUUAGCUUUAAAUGAGUUCCAAUUUUUUAAUACAAGUCUCUCCAAAUCAACUCUAUAUUUCUUCAGUAAAGCAUGUUUGGGAAAGUUGACUCUUGCCCUGGAUUUGCUUC